CCCUGAAUCCAUUUUCCGAUACACAAAUCUCAUUGCCUUUCGUGUUUUUUCUUCCCCUCUGCAACUGCCUUCCUCUCUUCUGAUCUCAGUUUCCACCCAUCCGCAUCAGGGAUGACGAACCAGUACAAUUGAAUGGAUCGUAUGGAAUGGACCCGGAGGGUUUUCUGAGGUUGCUUUGUCAAAACGACCAGGCUUUAGGGUUCCGGCCAUGGCGGAGGUCGCGGUCUCGCGGAGCUGGGCCCAGGGCAUGUCCUCUGACAACAUCAAGGGCUUGGUCUUGGCCCUCUCCUCCAGUUUCUUCAUUGGCGCCAGUUUCAUUGUCAAGAAAAAGGGCUUGAAGAAAGCCGGCGCAUCCGGCGUUAGGGCUGGUGUUGGAGGUUAUUCUUACUUGUACGAGCCUCUUUGGUGGGCUGGAAUGAUAACAAUGAUUGUUGGGGAAAUAGCUAAUUUUGCUGCCUAUGCAUUCGCGCCAGCUAUUCUGGUCACUCCUCUUGGUGCUCUCAGUAUCAUUAUCAGUGCUGUACUUGCAUAUAUUAUUUUGCGGGAGAAGCUGCACAUUUUUGGAAUUCUUGGUUGUGUUCUGUGUGUUGUGGGGUCAACAACAAUUGUUUUACAUGCUCCUCAAGAACGUGGGAUUGAGUCUGUCAAAGAAGUGUGGGAUCUUGCAACAGAGCCAGCUUUUCUUUUUUAUGCUGCUUUGGUGAUAGCAGCAGUAUUCAUACUUAUAGUCCAUUUUAUUCCGCUGUAUGGCCAGACACACAUAAUGGUCUACAUCGGUGUUUGUUCACUUGUAGGCUCACUGUCGGUCAUGAGUGUUAAAGCCCUUGGAAUUGCAUUGAAGUUGACAUUCUCGGGAAUGAAUCAGUUGAUAUAUCCCCAAACGUGGGCCUUUACUAUUGUUGUAAUUACUUGUGUGAUUACUCAAAUGAACUAUUUAAACAAGGCUCUCGAUACAUUCAACACAGCUGUUGUAUCACCUAUAUACUACGCGAUGUUUACAUCAUUAACCAUUUUGGCUAGUGUAAUCAUGUUUAAGGUUAGAUCACAUGAUUCAACCAGUUAAUCCUGGAAAUUGGGCUAUUUCUAGUGUGUGUUAUUUUAAUCUUGGGUAGCAUUUGAUCAUGCUCUACUUAUUAUGCGUGCGCUCCUCCCAUGUAUUCAUAAAUUUGCUCAUGUUUGGAACCGUGGGAAGCUAAAGAUGGAGUGAAAACCACCGGCAACAACAUUUAGGAAGCUAAAUUGUAGAGUGGUUUUGAUGCUUUUUGGUUUCUGUCUUGUCAUUUUGAGAUCCAUUAUGUGUGCUCUUGCUUGAUGUUGGAUUGGUUGAUCAAGUCUGGAGAUAAGUGAUAUUUGAAAGUGUUUUACAAGGUAGUUUUGUUUGUAAUUUUGAGGACUAGCAGGGGAAAAAAGGACUGGAAGAAGAAACCUUUUUUGAUGUUAAAAUUUUAUUGUGAACUUGAUUAUAGCCUAGAAAGGUUUUGGGUUGGGGAGCCUCCAAGGGCCUUAGAUCAUGUCCUUUUUGGAGAUCUUUUGGUUGCUUGUAAAUUGGAUUCCUUCGUCUUUGUUUUUGUGUGUAUACCUUGUUUGUGGGGGUUUCUUUUUUGUGAUAAUGAAAAUUUUAGCUGUUAGUGAAGAAAAUGAGUUGUGUCGUUGUUUAGUAUUUCGAGGAAAGUUAGAUUGAGACUAGAGAAAAUUCAAAGGAAUUUCCUUUAGGGAGGUGAGGCGAUAAACAAAAAGAGGCAUCUUGUAAAGUGGUCAAUAGUGUGCUUGGAGAAGAGUAAAGAGGUGUUGGGCAUUAAACACCUUUCUUAGCUUAAUAAGGUGCUUUCGUGUAAGUGGAGUUGGCAAUACACAAUUGAAAAGAGGAGCAUUUUGGGAAUAGGUCAUUAGUGGCAAAUAUAGGGAGGAAGUGAAGGUUGGUUGUUUUGUUAAGUGAGAGAUGGGUAUGGAGUCGGGCUAUGGAAAACCAUCUGGAAGGAUUAGGACACCUUUUGUAGUAGAUCUUCCUUAAUGGCAGGUAAUGGAGGGAGGGUAAAGUUUUGGAAGAAUAAAUAGUGAGGAGAUGAAUCUUUGUGUGUAUUUUUCCCUUCUUUAUGUCUUAACCAUUUCAAAAGAGGUUAGGGUAGUGGAUUUAUGGGAUUAGAUAGGUGAGAGGGGUCAUUGAAACCCUUAGUUUUCUAGAUUUUUGAAUGAUUGGAAGUUGGACAAUGUAGAGGAAUUCUUUUCAAGGUUGCAAGGAGUGGCUGUAGACAGUGAGGGGGAGGACAAGGUUAUGUGGAUGGAUUGAAGAAAUGGUAUGUUCUCAAUUAAGUCUUUAUACACUACCUUAGAAUCGAGGGGAUCGAUUUCUUUUUCAAAGAGCAUGAUUUGGAAUUCAUGGUGCCUUCUAAAGUGAGUUUUUACACAUAGGAAGUUAGUCGGGAAAGGUGCUGACCCUAGAUCAGCUUUAGAGGAGAGGGUGGUUUUUGGUCAAUAGAUAUUUUCUCUGUGAAGUUGAAAGAAGAUUCCAUAGAUCAUGUCUUUCUUCAUUGUACCAAGACAAGGGUCCUUUGGUAGUUGCUUUUUGAUCUGUUUGGUGUUCAUUGGGUGCAAGCUGCCAUGGUUAAAAAGACUCUCUUAGGGUGGCAUGGAUUGUUUGUGGGUAAAAAACACAGGAAGGUUUGGAGACCGGCUCCAUUGUCUAUCUUUUGGACCAUAUGGAAAGAAAGGAAUUGAAGGUCUUUUGACAAUGAGGAGCAAUCAGAUCAAGCCUUGAAAAGUUCUUUUCUUAGAAAUCAUUUUUUGUGGGUGAAGAUGUACCUAAGAUAUAGGUUCUAUGUCUUUAAAUGAUUUUUUUGAUUGGUCGGGUUUUUGCUAAAAGGGGGUUGUUUUUUGUUUUCAUUCUUUUUAGAUGUGCCUUUUGAUGCUCAUUAUAUGCGUCCUGUGUACUAUGGUGACUUGUCUUUUUUAUGUUUUCACCUAAAAAAAUUAGUAUGAGAAACAGCCUCAACUGAUUGCCAACCUUUUUAAGUGAUGUAAGCUAUGUCUAUGACGUAACCAAAAUAUCCUUAAUAAUUGAGUAACGUCGUGGGACUUUUGAGCUACAUUCAUAGGACAUGUUUAGCUCCUAGAAAAUUGAA
This is a messenger RNA of Vitis riparia (riverbank grape), 3119 nucleotides long. Its product is annotated as probable magnesium transporter NIPA4. Gene Ontology annotation, cellular component: membrane. Gene Ontology annotation, biological process: magnesium ion transport. NCBI's taxonomy places the organism in Eukaryota, Viridiplantae, Streptophyta, Magnoliopsida, Vitales, Vitaceae. The transcript has 8 exons. The record is from RefSeq and is a predicted model, not a curated record. Gene Ontology annotation, molecular function: magnesium ion transmembrane transporter activity. The coding region runs from base 209 to 1063 and encodes 284 amino acids.